ACCGGGAGCGCCCGCGGCCGCCCGGCAGCGGAAGGCGGCGGGACCCGACGCCAGAUCCGGGGCGGUGUCGGAAGCGGCGACUUGUUGUGGUGGGGCAGACAUGGUGUGCGAGAAGUGCGAGAAGAAGCUUGGUACGGUGAUCACUCCCGACACAUGGAAAGAUGGUGCAAGAAACACUACAGAAAGCGGUGGCCGCAAAUUAAAUGAAAACAAGGCAUUGACCUCAAAGAAGGCAAGGUUUGAUCCUUAUGGAAAGAACAAGUUUGCAAUAUGUCGGAUCUGUAAGAGUUCUGUCCAUCAGCCAGGGUCUCACUAUUGUCAAGGAUGUGCCUAUAAAAAGGGCAUCUGCUCAAUGUGUGGCAAGAAGGUCUUGGAUACGAAGAACUACAAGCAAACUUCAGUCUAAUUGUGUUGAGUAGUCUUUUUUUGAACUUUAACUUCUGUGUCCUUGUACAGUAACUCUUCCCUAAAAUAAUUUGUGAAUAUUGCUUUUUGGAAGUUAAUGCAGUUAUUUGGAAUGAGAUGAGAGGUAAAGACAGCCUGAUUGUUUGCCUAAGAAUGUACAUAAUAUUUGAUUCUUGUUUUAGCAUUAAUGUUAACUGAUAUUGAAAGCUAAUGGUUUGCAGCAACUGGUACAGUUCAAAGGGAAUGAGAAGAUCCUAGUGGAUAGGUUGAAACUAUGUUACCAUCAUAAGAGAGAUUUUUGAUAAUAACACUUUUAUUCUUUUGGCCUAUCACGAGUCUUCUGCUUGUUUCAUAGUUAUAUUUUAUAGGUGUAUAAAAUAUGAGCUUGUAUCACCUCAUUAAAAUAUCUUCAUUCAGUUCUAUACCUGUAAGUUUUUAUAACUACUCUCAGCCCAAAGUAUUAUGUCCCUGCUCUUCAGAUCUUAAUGCAAUUGUCCUGAAUUUUGUUUCUGCCUACAGUACAGUUGGUUAUAUCACAAACUGUUUAACUACUGAAGUCUACUGAGUUGCCCUGCCAGUUCUUUCUUUGUCAUUGUCGUGGUUUAGCUCCAGCCAGCAACCAAGCCCAUGGAGCCACUCUCUCCCCCACCAGCAGGACUGAGGAGAGAGUUGGAAGGAUAAAAGCCAGAAAACUCAUGGGAAAAGGGCAGUUUAAUAGGGAAAGCAAAAGGCACACACACAAGCAAAGCAAAAAAUGGAAUUCAUUCACCACUUCCCAUGGGUACGCAGGUGUUCAGCCAUCUCCAGGAGACCAGGGCCCCAUCACAUGUAACAGUUACUUGGGAAGACUAAACACCAUCACUCCCAACAUCCCACACUUUACAUACUGAGCAUGAUGUCAUGGGGUCUGGAAUAUCCCUUUGGUCAGCUGGGGUCAGCUGGCCCAGCUGUGUCUCCUCCCAACCUCCAUGCACCCCCAGUCUCCUUGCAGGCAGGAAAGGCCUUGGCUCUGUGUGAGCCCUGCUCAGCAAUAACAGAAACAUCUUUACGUUUUCAACCCUGUGAUCAGCACAGAUCCAAAACACAGCCCCAUAUCAGCCACUGCAAAGAAAACUAACUCUACCCCAGCCAAACUCAGCACAGGCUAAUCACCUAUUCCCUCGUUAGCCUCCAGGGAGGCUUUAUGUGUGGCAUCUGGUGGCCCAAGGCAAUAAAAUAAUGAGCAUCAAUUUCUAAGUGUCUCAGUCUCAUAAUUUCCUAAUUUGGUCUGGUUUUUAGAUACCUAGUUUGAAACUUGCUCUUGAAUUUGAUGAUAUAAUUGCUUAAAUACGUGUCAAAUUUGAAAGCUGAAAGCAGGCUGCCUUGUCUUGAGCACUGGUUUGAUACAAGACUUGAAGUGAGCGUGUCUGAGCAUGAGAGGCUGCAUACAACUCUGCAGUUCUCUUGUCCUUUGCCUAGUUUCUACACAAGAAAGCAAUUUCUGUUAUGGAGCAUAAUAAAUGUUCACUUUGCAUGCAUUUUAAGGGGAAAGAACGGUACUCCUUAAUUCAUGGUGCCGUUUUAACUAGACCUAUUUAAGUGUUUACUCCUCCCAGCAACCUUCUCUUGGCAGUCUUGUGCUUUUGCAAUUUCCUUUCAACUCUCAACAGAAGAACUAUCAACGGGAAUUUCCCUGUGAAUAUGUUUUAGGUUUUCUUUUGUUCUCAUAUUUUUUCUGAGAAAGCUGCAUGACUACUGGAUACUGAAAAAUUGCUGUUCUUUCUAUGGGACCAAAAGAAGAAUACUGUGCAUAUAGUUAAGCCACCCUGUAGUUGCACUGUAAGUAGCCCUCUAAAGGGGGGUGUUUGACAUUUCCUGUCACCCUUAAUUAUGCAUUAUUGAGCAUUUGUCACCCACAUUUCUUCCAAAUGUGUUAGCUUCCUGCAGUUGCUAAAGGGGUCAUUCUUUUCAGCAUUUUAUAUUUACUAAGAAGCUUUGUCAGGAUAGUGGAGUUGGCUGAAUUUUCCAAAAGAAGAGAGGAAUGCUGCUGCUUUUCACUUCAAAAGCUUCAUUUAUUGCAACAAUUGAAUGGAGGUACAUGGAUUAGCUAGCUGGUGAUAUCUUGGUGCUGGCCACUUGUUUCCAAACACAUCAAGGAAUUCCAAUAUUAGUGUAUAUCUCUAUGACACAUCCUUUGUAUGGGGGAAAAGAAAAUGUCUAUAAUUGGCUUCAAGCUUUGCAGCAAGUGCUUGUAAGGAGUGUAUGACGAUUUCAGGUGGCAGAUUCUCCAAUAUUCUCUGAAUUCUUCACCCUUUAUGGGUGUGUGCUGUAAGAUUGACUGAUUUUUGCUAUUCUGUGAAUAAAACUUCUUUUCUUGUCUUCUUGAAA
Molecule: messenger RNA, 2772 nt
Organism: Neopelma chrysocephalum (saffron-crested tyrant-manakin)
Lineage: Eukaryota; Metazoa; Chordata; Aves; Passeriformes; Pipridae
Gene: CRIPT
Product: CXXC repeat containing interactor of PDZ3 domain
Exons: 5
Coding region: 101-406 (101 amino acids)
Biological process (GO): cytoplasmic microtubule organization
Cellular component (GO): dendrite
Molecular function (GO): PDZ domain binding; microtubule binding
Source: RefSeq, a predicted model, not a curated record